This is a messenger RNA of Schistocerca gregaria, 2310 nucleotides long. Its product is annotated as nurim homolog. The transcript is spliced from 6 exons. Bases 104 to 883 code for a protein of 259 amino acids. Gene Ontology annotation, cellular component: nuclear membrane. Lineage: Eukaryota; Metazoa; Arthropoda; Insecta; Orthoptera; Acrididae. The record is from RefSeq and is a predicted model, not a curated record.
GUUUAUUUUGGCUACAGCUGGGUAGCUUGGGCGUGUAGACCUCCUGGGAAGCUAAUUCAUGCCCGUUAAAUAUCACAGUCAGAGUGCUCUUUAACCCAGAAAAAUGAAACUGAGGGACGUUUUUCAUGUCAGUUUCUCCUUUUUUAGUUUCUUGUUUAGUGCAGUAACAUUCAUCCAGCUGAUAUUUUUCUUGUCCCACUUACCGAAGGAUGAAGAGAGUCAUUUAAAAGAUGACAUACGUGGUUUUGAGGAUGCCAUAUGGCCUUUGCUGGUUGAUUUAGCAUUACUUUAUUUGUUUGUUCUGCAACAUUCUGUAAUGGCAGAACCAUAUGUAAAAGAUUUUUUUGUGUCUCAUGGUGCUUCAGUGAUCCAGCGAAGCAUUUAUGUUCUUCUGUCAUCUGUGGCUCUGCAGGUUGUUUUCCACUAUUGGCAGUAUGUACCAUGGCUAACGCUUUGGCAAAUUGAUACUACACAGAGCAGUGUAAAACUGUGGUGUUUUGCAGUGAUUCACUGUUGUGCUUGGAUAAUGACAUAUGCAGGAGUGAUCAACAUGGAUGUGCUGGAUUUGUUGGGAGUGAAGCAGGUUUAUUUUGACAUUAAUGGCUGGGGGCAACCAGAUAUAUACAAGUCAGCAGAGCUUAGACGUUUUUACCAACAUAUGCGACAUCCAACAUUUCUGGGGUUUUUGACCAUUUUCUGGUUGUAUCCUAUAAUGAGUAUUGAUCGAUUACUUCUGGCAUUUGUAUGGACAGGUUACAUGAUAAUUGGUUGGAACGUUGAUCGCAAAGACUUGUUGUAUAUUAAAAAACAAUUUAAUAACAAGAUGGUGGAGCUUUCUCCAAAUAAAUGCCUUACUUUUUAUGAGAGAAGCAAGCUUUCAUAAUGAUGCCUGUUUUUUGUAAACUUGGCUGCUAAUUUAUACAAAAAAAUAACAAAUGGAUUCCGCUGAUAAGCAUAUAAAACCAGAAACAUCAGUUGGCCUGCAUCCUUUUUUGUGGUGACUUACUAUUGCAUAAAUUAUCCUCUCUUAGCACUGUUUGAAUAAGGUUAUCCAAUGAAGUAUAAUAGCACAUAUUUUCAGAAAUGCUUACCAUUGUGUUAUCUUGAUGUAAUAUUAUAACUUUCAUUUUGAGAAUGUUUACAGUAAUUAUUGGAAGAGAGUUAAGUUAUAUGAGAUAGUGAAGAGAGAAAUAAAUAUACCCAUUCUCCCAAUGGUCUUUAACCAUUGAAAAGAAUUGGCAAUUGUCAGUACAUAUGUAAAAACCGCAUAUGUUUUCACAAAUUGAGGUGUAAUACUUAAAACACCAAAGCAAUACGAAGUUAACAUUACCCCAUUUUACAAAUAAGUACAAAAUUUACAUGUGAUGAUCUCAUAAUAUAUUUUUUUUUGUUUUCACAUGUCAUGCUUCUCAUAUCAGUGUGGUGUGUUUAUUAAUGAGUGAUUGAUUGUAAACUUUUCAUGUGCUAGUCCUCAGCGCUUUAACAGAUACACAGAGUUGCAAGAAACUUGUAGCCUUUGAUAAAUGAAUAAUUACUUUUCUCCCAUUUAUUUCAGUCUGUUAAUGGAUACAUUAUUUAUAAACAAAGCAAUAAUAGUAUCAGAUUGUUGUAGCAUAAUUACCAUCUCAUUAUGCUUCAAAGCUAUAGUUGUGCUGCAUUUAAGAUUAUACUGUGCAUGCUACUUUAAUUUAGGAAAUUGUUUAGGAUAUGAACUAUUCAUUUUGAAUUGUAUUAAUUCCAGUAGUAAAGGCAUAAAUUUCUAAUCUUUUUAAACUUAUUUGUCAGUAUUAAUAACCAUUUAACUUUCUAUCACUUACAUUUUAUAUAUAUGUGCCACCAGGACCUUUUGUAAUCCCAUCAAGUCAUUAUACUCUUUGCUAAAUAAGUUUGCCCUACAGUGUGCAACACUUUUUUUUUGUUCUGAGCAAUGAUGAUCACAAGUCAGUGUACUACUUUUAUUUUAACGAUGAUUCUUGAAACAUGCAUUUUGUAUGACUGUGACCAUUACAAAGAAUUUGAUCAUGUAAAUACCAAGCAGUGUAGUGCAAUAAAUGGUGCUUAUUGACAAUCAUAUCCAGCUUAUCACAGCCUUAAAACUUAAUAUCUGUAUUUUAUUAUAAAUUAUACUUAACACUAGAUCUGCAAUAAUAAUUAUAAUUAUGCACAGAUCAAGGAGUUUCUGUGCUAAGGAUGUUAAUGAUAUGCUGUUGACUUUUUUAUGGUGUUAUUUAAUAUUUUUACAGAGUAUAUUUAAGAAGAGUUAUUUAUUUUGUAAUGUGUGUGUAUUUCUAAUAAAAAUAUUUACAUGGA